GGUACAUUGGCAGAGAGGAUCCGAGCCGGUGGGGCAGGUGUCCCUGCAUUCUACACCCCUACUGCCUAUGGGACGCUAGUUCACUUAGGCGGGGCACCGAUCAAAUACGGUGAUGAGCCAGGCAAAAUAGCGAUAACCAGUGAGCCCAGAGAGGCAAGGCAAUUUAACGGCAGGGAAUACAUCAUGGAGAGGGCCAUCACAGGAGACUUUGCCCUGGUCAAGGCCUGGAAAGCAGACAAGGCCGGCAACCUCAUCUUCAGGAAAACAGCCCGGAAUUUCAACCCUUCCAUGGCUAAGGCAGCCAAGAUUACCAUCGCAGAGGUAGAGGAAAUUGUGGACGUUGGCACUUUUGACCCGGAGAGCAUCCACGUACCAAGCAUCUAUGUGCAGCGAGUUGUUAAGUCUGACAAAUUAGAGAAGAGAAUAGAGAGGUUAACACUGAAGCAAGAAGACGCAAACCAGAAGCCCAAGUCAGAGACAGCGUUAACGAGAGAACGUAUCAUCAGAAGAGCUGCCUUAGAAUUCAAAGACGGCAUGUAUGCUAAUCUUGGCAUAGGUAUACCCAUGCUUGCCAGUAACUACAUCAAGCCAGGAAUCAGCGUGCUACUACAGAGUGAGAACGGCGUGCUGGGAUUGGGUCCAUUCCCAGUGAAGGGCCAGGAGGACCCUGACCUGAUCAACGCCGGCAAGGAGACGGUGACGGUCAUCCCUGGUGCUUCCUACUUCUCAAGUGACGACUCCUUCGCCAUGAUCCGAGGGGGCCACAUAGAUCUGACGAUGCUUGGUGCUAUGCAGGUGUCCAAGUACGGUGACCUGGCCAACUGGAUGAUACCAGGCAAGAUGGUGAAGGGGAUGGGCGGGGCCAUGGACUUGGUCUCAGCGGCGAGGACCAAGGUCGUCGUGACCAUGGAGCACCAAGCCAAGGGAGGCAAGCCUAAGAUAUUGGAUAACUGUGCCUUGCCACUGACUGGGGAAAAGUGUGUGGAUAUGAUCAUUACAGAAAUGUGUGUCUUCAAUGUUGACAGGGAGACAGGACUGACGCUCAUGGAGAUUGCUGACGGCGUGACGAUUGAGCACGUGGUGGAGGCGACGGGUUGUGAGUUUGAGGUGUCAGCUGACCUGAAACCAAUGGGCCAGAUCUGAAGAUAAAGCCUACUCAUCUAUGACUUGGCUUACUCCCUGUAUUUAACAACACCGUUCAUUGGUUGUCGUACCCUUUUAACCAUUCUACCCAACCAAUCAGAAGAAGUGUAUCAUCACUAAUGGGCCAAAUAUGAGAGUAAAGACCCAAUAGUCUAUGACUUGGGGCAAGUUCGCGCAAGGACUAUAGUUAACCAUUGGUCGACUAACGCUUGCCCGAACUCUGUCUAGUC
Patiria miniata (bat star) is the source of this 1373-nucleotide messenger RNA. RefSeq names its product succinyl-CoA:3-ketoacid coenzyme A transferase 1, mitochondrial-like. The record is from RefSeq and is a predicted model, not a curated record. Lineage: Eukaryota; Metazoa; Echinodermata; Asteroidea; Valvatida; Asterinidae. Gene Ontology annotation, cellular component: mitochondrion. Gene Ontology annotation, biological process: ketone body catabolic process. Gene Ontology annotation, molecular function: succinyl-CoA:3-oxo-acid CoA-transferase activity.